AUGGGGGGUCUCCGGGCGACCACAAGGCGUCCCGCCAAUCUGGCCAAGAUUAGUGGUGUUCAGCAAGGGAGGGCAGAAUCACCCGCAUUCCUAGAAAGGAUCCUUGAGGCAUUCCGUGCCUAUACUCCAAUGGACCCGGAAGCACCCGAGAAUAAGAAUGCAGUGAUCCUGGCAUUCGUGAACCAGUCUGCACCCAAUAUUAGGUGCAAAUUGCAGAAAUUGGACAGACUGGAAGAUAAAACCCUGCCAGAGCUUCUGGCAGUGGCUGAGAAAGUCUACAAUCAUCGAGAGAGUCCUGAGGACAAGCAUGCCCAGGUUGCUGCUGCUGCCAGUGCCAAGCAGACCCACGACUUUGCCAAGAUCCUCCUGGCCACAUCGACCAGGUCCCCAGGUGAAAGAGAAUGCCAGUUGCAACGCCUAUCUGCUGAACAAGGUAGGAGAUGCCCAGAAGGGCAACCAAAAUUGUUGAAAAACCAAUGCGCCUAUUGUAAGAAAAUGGGCCACUGGAAGAAGGAAUGUCCAGAAAGAGCGGCCAGGCAGGAGCGGAUCCAUGAAGGAACACGAGUCCUGGAGCUUGGGGAAUGGAGCAAAUACGGAGGAGGGGGUUCAGAUCCCCUCCCCAAGCCCAGGUCAGUGUUAACAGAGACCCUAGGGAAAUUGUCAAACAAAAGGUCUUGGGCACAGGGAGCGACUGGCAUGAACCAAUAUUCACGGACCACCCAAAGGAAAGUGGACUUAGGCACGGGCCGGGUGUCCCACUCCUUCCUAGUCAUGCCAGAUUGCCCCUACCCACUCUUAGGUAGAGACUUGCUUACCAAAAUUGGAGCCCACAUCCAUUUUUCACCUAAUGGGGUUCAUUUAAUAGAUAAAGGAGGCCACCCCAUUCAGGUACUGACCUUGCAACUGGAAGACGAGUAUCGACUACACCAAAAACUGGACCCCCAGCCAAUGGAGGAGAUUUCUGUUUGGCUGCAGGAAUUUCCUCUGGCCUGGGCCGAGACCAGAGGGAUGGGGCUGGCAGCCCACCGGCCACCCAUCUGGGUGGAGCUGAAACCAGGAGCCUUUCCAGCUCAGGUGAAGCAGUAUCCCAUGUCCCAUGAAGCCAGAUCAGGGGUUACCCCACACAUCCGGAGGCGAAGAGACCAGGGCAUCCUAUUACCCUGCAGAUCUGCAUGGAAUACACCUCUCCUCCCAGUAAAGAAGCCAAACUCAAACAAUUACCGGCCAGUACAGGAUCUGAGAGAAGUAAAUAAGCGGGUCAUGGAUAUCUAUCCCACAGUGCCUAAUCCCUAUGCCCUCCUGAGCUCCUUGCCACCCUCCAGGAGCUGGUAUACUGUACUAGAUUUAAAAGGCACCUUCUUUAGCCUGCCCCUAGCCAAGGACAGUCAGCCAUUCUUUGCCUUCGAAUGGCAAGAUCCAGAGGUCAGUUUCAAUGGACAACUGACCUGGACUCGCCUGCCUCAGGGAUUCAAGAACUCGCCCACUCUCUUUGAUGAGGCACUUCAUGAAGAUCUGGGUGAGUACAGGCUGGAACACCCCCAACUCACCCUA
Nannospalax galili (Upper Galilee mountains blind mole rat) is the source of this 1551-nucleotide messenger RNA. RefSeq lists its product as uncharacterized. Gene Ontology annotation, biological process: proteolysis; virion assembly. Gene Ontology annotation, molecular function: aspartic-type endopeptidase activity; zinc ion binding; nucleic acid binding. The transcript is spliced from 2 exons. Lineage: Eukaryota; Metazoa; Chordata; Mammalia; Rodentia; Spalacidae. The record is from RefSeq and is a predicted model, not a curated record. The annotation marks the transcript as partial.